This is a messenger RNA of Pseudogymnoascus verrucosus, 898 nucleotides long. RefSeq lists its product as uncharacterized. Bases 148 to 885 code for a protein of 245 amino acids. The transcript has a single exon. NCBI's taxonomy places the organism in Eukaryota, Fungi, Ascomycota, Leotiomycetes, Thelebolales, Thelebolaceae. The record is from RefSeq and is a predicted model, not a curated record.
CAACAUCCUGCAUAGAACCAAUGGGACUUUACAUGGCCGUCCCACCCGAGACUCAAGCGCCCAAUUCUUUAGGCUGGUUGCUGCUCAAUUUCUCGUCUGAACCUCCAGCGAAGAAAAGAACAUCAUAUUGCAACCUCCACCUCCACAAUGAAUUCACCUGUUUUCUGGGGCAAACACACCCGGAAGGCCUCCCAGAACUAUCAUCCACUUGUCUCUUCACCAGACUCUUCGUAUUCUGAAGGCAGUGAAGCUGAGCUCAAAGUCAUUCCAGGACCACAGUAUACAACGUGGCGAAGGAAAUUGUACGGCAUUAUCAUCUUCUUGGUCGUGUUGGUCGUGGCCCUCGGGACCUACGUUGCGAAGCUCCAUUUCAUGGAAGACCACGGGAUCGGCCCGAAGCCUAUUAAAUGUCUGUGUGGCAGCUCAACUUCUGAGGCGGAGUCUUUGGGCUGCAAAUACGACAGCUUGGCUGCCUGCUGGCUACCAACGCACUGCCGCGACGAUGAACUCACAGCUGAAUUUGAACAUGCUGGUGAUGGACCCAAUGGCGAGUGGACGUAUUGGGCCGACAGUAAUGCAACGAGAGGCAUGACUUUGGAGGAAGUUGGACUUUUGGCAAACUUGCCGAAACCUCAAGCAAUGUUUUAUUCAACAUUUGGCUGGCAUGUUGCACAUUGCGCGUUUUAUUGGAGAAAGGAGUUCAGGAUGAGGGCUAAGGGUCUCAUGUUGGAGAAUCGGUAUGAUAGAGAAAGUCAUGUUGAGCAUUGCUAUCCAAUAUUUAUGGCAAAUAUUCCUCUGGAUGCAAUUGGUGCGGGAUUCGGCGUAAAGCUUGGAGGAGAGAGAGAUGUUGGUGGCCAUGGGCAUGGGCAUAUGGAGAGGCCUUAGAGUUAUGACAAUC